AGGGUUCGACAGUUUCUCUCCCGUCAGAGGCACUGGGGCAUCCCAUGACGGUAUCGCUCUUUGGGCCCGCUCCUGUUGCUGUAGGAGAGAAGGCUUCAUAGUCCGUAGCUCUAGGAUAAGCCUCAGCUGCUCUCGUCUCCUCAAACUUGCGGAGUUCAAUUCAAAUUCGCCGCGUCGACUCUCAAGCAGCUCUCUUCACCCUCGAGCGCUGACGGUCGCGCAUCAUCCUGGCUCAGGCGCAGGAGCUCGAGGCCGAGCUGCAUGGACAGCCUCCAUCGCGCCAUCAAUCGCGGCAUUCAACGCUACCUCUAUGAUCCUGAACCCGCUAAUGACACCCCACAUGAGCCGAUCGCUUGUCUUGGUCAAAUCUACCACAGUUCUGCCCCGGCGCCUGCUUCGUCGAACGAGACUGGACUUACAGAGCGCUCUCAGACCAUUCCUUGGCCGCGCGGAUUUCUCAAUGAUGUAGAAGCGCGGUUGUGGUUCACCUAUCGAUCAGGCUUCCCAAAGAUCCCAAAGAACAUUGGACAGGCACAAGCAUCUCCUAGCGAGUUUGGCAGUAGUACAUUCCGCUCAAUGGCUGGUAGGAUUAGUCAGGAUGGGUUCACGGCGGACACAGGGUUUGGCUGCAUGGUGCGCUCAGCGCAGACACUUCUUGCCAAUGCUCUUCUGACGCUGCACUUAUCGCGCAGCUGGCGGCGAGGUGACGAUGUACAAGGCGAGUCCCGGAUCUUACGACUCUUUGCUGACGACGAGCGCGCGCCAUUCUCCAUUCAUCGGUUCAUGGAACAUGGCGCUGCCGCUUGUGAUAAGCCUGCAGGACAGUGGUUUGGCCCACAAGCAGCAAGUCAGUGCAUCAAAGCGCUUAAUCAGAAUCAACGUUCAUCGCAGUUGGCAGUUUAUCUUGCAGACGAGCAAGGUGGUUCUAUCUACGCUGAAGAGGUACUCAAACUAGCCCAUGCUUCCGCAGCAGACCAAGACGGAGAGUUCGAUUUGGUACCUGACCCAGAUCCGCCCUUCAAGCCGGUACUCAUCUUGGUCCCGUCGCGCCUUGGCCAUGACAAGAUUAAUCCGCGAUACCAUUCAACCCUGCUCAGCUUGUUCUCACUCGAACAGUUUGCUGGGAUCGCUGGCGGUCGUCCGGCCUCGGCACACUACUUCUUCGCCAAGCAAGGUCAGGCAGUCUUCUUCCUCGAUCCUCAUUUUCCAAGACCUGCAUUACCCUUCAUUGGCGAGAAUGCAGUCUACUCUCAGGAAGAACGCGAUAGUGCACAUACACGCCGUGUUCGUCGGAUGGAUCUGUCUGAGAUUGAUCCAAGUAUGCUCAUUGGAUUUCUCAUUCGUGAUCUUGCUGCAUGGCAGCAAUUCCGUCAACACCUUCAAGUAGCGGAAGUCCUUGCAGAAAUCGCCUAUUUUGCCAACACGGCUUCACAGGAAGAGCACAAGUCAUCAUCAUCAUGGAAGUCGUACUGGAAAUGGCAGGCUGGACCUGCAGCGCCAGUCAUCACUCGAAAGCAAUCCAUCCAUGAGCUACACAGAAUCGUCCUUAGCGGAUGCUGGCACCAGUCUGGAUAGCGGCGAGAUGAUUGGCUUGCCUGGAGAACAAGACGAGGACAAUUUUGGCGUGAUGAGCGAUGAAGAGACGUCAGUCACAGCGAGCGACGACGAAGCAAUUGAUCUAGGAGAUGUGACUGUUGGCAAUGAGCAAGACGAUAUACUCAGCGAUGAAGAGGGUCCGCAGUAAUUACAACAAUCUUGAGGGUACACUUCUUUUAUUAUCCCUAUGUCUACUUGACCUGCUUGACGGCAUCAGCAACACCUUGUGCAAAAUGGUCAAGGUUUUUGGUGUUGAGACCAGCCAUGGAAAUACGUCCAUCCAUCGUCAUGUAGAUCGAGUGGUGCUUGGCAAGGUACUCACACUGCGGCUUAGUCAAUCCGGUGAAGGAAAA
Messenger RNA from Protomyces lactucae-debilis, 1949 nucleotides. RefSeq lists its product as uncharacterized. The transcript has 2 exons. The coding region runs from base 262 to 1575 and encodes 437 amino acids. Lineage: Eukaryota; Fungi; Ascomycota; Taphrinomycetes; Taphrinales; Protomycetaceae. The record is from RefSeq and is a predicted model, not a curated record. Gene Ontology annotation, molecular function: protein-phosphatidylethanolamide deconjugating activity.